GUUCACCAACAAUCUUGCCCCACCUACAUCUCUUGCUUCCCCGUGAUACGCAAUGGAAGAACUCAGCCUCUUGAUCCUGGGCGCGGGCUGGACAGCCACUUUCCUCAUCCCGCUCCUCGAAUCCCGCAGGAUCCCGUUCGCAGCAACAACCACCUCAGGCCGCUCAGUUGCCGGCGUGCCAACAAUCCCAUUCAAAUUCGACCCGGCGGCUCCGGAGCCUGAAACCCGCGCAGCCAUCGCCGCUCUGCCCCGCGCCCGCCACGUGCUUGUCACCUUCCCACUCCUGGGGAAAGGCCCGAGCCGCCUGCUCGUGGAAACCUACCAAGCCACGCAUGCCAGCAACCUGAGCGGCGCCUCUGAUAAUGACACCGAGGACAACCCGAGCAAGCACUUUCGCUUCAUCCAGCUGGGCAGCACUGGUAUCUGGCAGCAGAAGCAGCAGCAGCAGCAGCAGCAAGAGAGCACCUCCACGCCCAACCCCUGGCUAGACCGCCACAGCCCGUACCAAACCGGCUCCCCGCGGGCCGUGGCCGAGGACGAGCUGCUCGCGUUGGGCGGGUGUGUGCUGGACCUCGCGGGGCUGUGGGGCGGGGCGCGGCAUCCGCGCGGGUGGGUGCGGCGGGUGGCGACGAGCAAGGAGGCGGUGCGGCACAAGACCAGUCUGCACCUGGUCCACGGGCUGGAUGUGGCCCGGGCGAUUGUGGCCCUGAUUGCUGGGCCUGGGCCCGGGCAUGCGGAGGAUGGGGACGCGGACGCGGACGCGGACGGCAACAACAGGUGGGAGGUUGCGGGGCGAGGGCAGAGGUGGAUGGUUACGGACGGGUUUGUGUAUGACUGGUGGGCGCUGAUGGCGGGCUGGGCGGCGGUGGAGCAGGAAGUGGAGGAGGGUCCGGGGGAGGGUGAUGGGCCGGUGACUGAGCAGGCGAGGUGGGUAAGGGAGUUGAUGCUGGAAGAGGGGGUAAAGGCGUUGCCGAGGGGAAUGGAGGCUUUGGGGAGGUGCUAUGAUUCGAGGGAGUUUUGGGAAACGCUUGGGUUGGUGCCGUUGAAGGCAAGAGUGUGACUCGACGGAUAUACGCCUGUGAGCUGGGGUAGAUGUUCAUCAUUCUGUUUCAGUUUGACUCUAGGGGCCGAUGAAGGCCUUUGCCGCGUCUGGACGGAGCAGGAAGGGAAGGCGACCGGAACCUUAGCGAAUGUUAUACUGUAUACUAUUGGGAGGCACGAGGGCGGUCAAGACUCAUCAAAGGGAAAGGCGGGGUAUGCUUCUCUCAGUUCUCAGACCAGUAUUUUGGGCGGCCCAUUUGGGAGAAUCCAUCCCAGUGAGGUUCAUGUAUCUCUGGGAUUCUGGAUUCCAGCGCGUCUGCCCCGACCGGCCCCCCCAACUGCCCCUGGCUGGUACAACCACCGCGCCCUAGCGCCGAUCAAAAAAGUUAGUUUGGAAUCCGAAACCUGGAACCCGGUUUCCACUGGAGCUGGCUCUUAGUCCUGUGCAGUGGCAUUUGUCGGAUUUCUCGAGAAUAUAAAGUACGGCAUAGAAGCGGGGAAGUUUAACCUCGAUCUGUG
Molecule: messenger RNA, 1560 nt
Organism: Canariomyces notabilis
Lineage: Eukaryota; Fungi; Ascomycota; Sordariomycetes; Sordariales; Chaetomiaceae
Exons: 1
Coding region: 53-1060 (335 amino acids)
Source: RefSeq, a predicted model, not a curated record